Messenger RNA from Saccharomyces paradoxus, 372 nucleotides. RefSeq names its product Mzm1p (gene MZM1). Gene Ontology annotation, biological process: mitochondrial respiratory chain complex III assembly. The record is from RefSeq and is a predicted model, not a curated record. NCBI's taxonomy places the organism in Eukaryota, Fungi, Ascomycota, Saccharomycetes, Saccharomycetales, Saccharomycetaceae. The transcript has a single exon. Bases 1 to 372 code for a protein of 123 amino acids.
AUGAGCACGAGAUCAAAGGCUCUGAAUGCAUACAGGCAUGGCUUGAGAGCAGCUCGAAUAGCUUUCCAGAAUGAUACUGAAGUAUUACUAGCCGCGAGAGCCAAAAUGCGUUCAGGCAUGUUAUGUCCCCCAAAUCCUAAACUAACCACAGAGGAACAGGUCCAACAUUUAGAAGACGUGGCUGUUUUCCUGAGACGAAACUUGGUUCAGGGUAAAAAAGUUGAUUGCGCAAAUAAAAAGGAGCCUAGGUACCAUUUGAACAUUCACAAAGACACCGAACUGGGUGAUAAUGAAACGGUUGCAGACCCCACAGCAAGAGUGAAAACAAACUUAAAGGCAAGACCAUUCAAGUGCUCUGAUAAGAAGCAAUGA